Dissoconium aciculare CBS 342.82 is the source of this 909-nucleotide messenger RNA. RefSeq lists its product as uncharacterized. The transcript is spliced from 3 exons. Lineage: Eukaryota; Fungi; Ascomycota; Dothideomycetes; Mycosphaerellales; Dissoconiaceae. The record is from RefSeq and is a predicted model, not a curated record. Gene Ontology annotation, molecular function: ubiquitin protein ligase binding. The coding region runs from base 61 to 741 and encodes 226 amino acids. Gene Ontology annotation, cellular component: cytoplasm. Gene Ontology annotation, biological process: proteasome-mediated ubiquitin-dependent protein catabolic process; regulation of proteolysis.
CGAUUCCAAUAUCUUCCUUUCAUAUUGAAACACUCAUACGGUGCUCCUUCGACUGUCGCUAUGAAUGCGCUGAGGCAUCUCUACUUGACAGGCGAACACAGUGACAUGACCAUUAUAUGUUGCGAGCGAAAAUGGAGAGUUCACAAGUGUAUCAUGAGCGCAAGUUCAGGCUACUUCAAACGACUGUGUAGCUCCACUCACUGGAAAGAGACCAAAGAUGGCAUCAUCACACUGGAGGGCGUCAAAGAUUCUGACGACCAGGAAGACUUCACUCUAGACCAACCUGACAUGGUUGAGGCGAUGCUACAAUUCAUCUAUACGGGAAGCUAUCGUGUGAAAGAAUCAGCACAGGGAAUCCAACCCAAAAUUGGAGAGGCGCCCAUGCCGACGAUAUCACACACGCGCGCGACAGAGCAUGAUUUUUCCAGUCAUGCAAGGUUGUUUUCUAUAGCUUGCAAAUAUGACAUUCCCUGCUUGCGUGAUCAAGCUGUUGCUGCAUACAAUGCUUCGAUCAUAUUCACGAAAGUCGUGCUGGACACAGAUUUGGCAAAAGCCAUCUUGAUCGCGUUCGGGACAGGCAGUGAUGCUGAAUGCCAGAUGAGAGACUGUGUUUUCAACACGCUUGUAUCGCGUGUCCGGAGUGCAAUGAAAAGCAACAUUGUUGUUGCUGCCAUUGAGAAGUCGGAUGGGGUUGCGUUAAGGCUCGUCAAAGCAUUGGUCGAUCAAAUGCCGGGGCCUUGAUUAGCUCGAGGCUAUCUUCUGCGCAGCGGCUCCAUUGCAGCUUGUUUCUGCCGUGGCCUUUGAGGAUCCAGUGACAUCCAUGAAAUCAUCAUUUUUUGGUGGGAAUUGUCAACAGGCCGAUCAAUGAUUGCUAAGCAGUCGCAUACUUGUUAUAACACUAUUCAAGGU